UAAAUUUAACAUUACUUAGUCUUUACACGAGUAAAUAAUGAAGACUAUUACAAUAUUCUUUGGUUUCUUUCUGGUUGACGUGUUUGUUUUCUUGGAAGUAGAGGCCAACUAUCACGAUGCCGUCGGUAUUCCUGCUGCAAAGAAGAUCAAGGAACUGGAAGAAGCAAUGCAAGCUGAUGGAACUAUAAAUAUCGAGAGUAGAAUCAUCGGUGGAGAGAAAGCACCUCACCCUUAUCCUUUUUUCGCUGGCUUAAUCAUCUCGUUAAUCGGUAAACCACUAAAUUAUUCAGUCUGCGGUUCUUCACUGUUGUCUUCUAAUCGAGUGGUAACUGCUGCACACUGCUAUUUUGAUGGCGUCAAUCGUGCCUCGAAGUUUGAAGUGGUUUUAGGCUCUAACCUGCUCUACCAAGGCGGUGACCGACAUGUCACUAGACAUGUCCAAGUACACCCCUAUUAUGACCCGAAGUUCCUUACAAAUGACGUCGCUAUAUUAUACUUGCCACAGAACGUUCGAUUUACAAAUCUUGUACACCCGAUAAGAUUACCAACUAAUUAUGAGCAAACAAACACAUUUGAGGGAUACAUGGCCGUGGCUGUUGGCUUUGGAAAAACCAGCUCCGAACAACCUUCUCCUGCAAGUGUGUUGAGUCACGUCGAGUUGCAGGUGAUCGACAACGCGCAAUGCGCGGCCAGCUAUAAUAUUUACCUUGUGACGCCAAACACAAUCUGCACUAGUGGGAUUGGUGUCGCAGGAAGUGUCGGUGUUUGUAGUGGAGACUCCGGUGGACCUCUCUUCGUCUUGGACAGCAAUAGAGACCCAGUCUUGAUUGGUAUCACCUCCUUCGUGCGUAACGAAACAGUACCAUGUGUACCAGGGACACCUUCAGGUUACAGCCGAGUCACCAGUUUCAUGAAUUUCAUCAAACAGCAUUUGUACUAAUGUCAUUUGAAUUAUUAUGUGUAACGGCUUACAUGCGUAACUAUUUCCCGAGGUAACUCAACUAGUUUCAAGUCACAUUGGGAGUGUCACAGUCUACGCGAGUGAGUGGUUAAACAUAAUAAUCAAUUCUUUAUGUCUCACGAGAAUUACCUAUAUAUACGUAAUACAAGAACGAAAAAAGCAUAUUAUAAUAAUAAAUCAGCAAGAACAUUUAAAACGAA
Molecule: messenger RNA, 1161 nt
Organism: Spodoptera frugiperda (fall armyworm)
Lineage: Eukaryota; Metazoa; Arthropoda; Insecta; Lepidoptera; Noctuidae
Product: chymotrypsin-1-like
Exons: 6
Coding region: 38-940 (300 amino acids)
Biological process (GO): proteolysis
Molecular function (GO): serine-type endopeptidase activity
Source: RefSeq, a predicted model, not a curated record